CCCCGCGACGCGCCGGGUGCUGGCUCAGCCUUUCGCUCUCCCGGCCUCCCCCUCCCUGGUUCCGCGCUCUGGUUCCGCCAUGGAAUCCAACAAGGAUGAAGCCGAGCGCUGUAUUAGCAUCGCCCUCAAGGCCAUCCAGAGCAACCAGCCUGACCGGGCGCUCCGCUUCCUGGAGAAGGCGCAGCGGCUGUACCCGACGCCGCGAGUUCGCGCCCUGAUCGAGUCCCUCAACCAGAAACCACAGUCGGCCAGCGACCAACCACAACCCACAGAGGCAACCCAGGCGACCCAUAGGAAAGCAGGUGGGGCCGGCACCCCCUCGGCCAACGGUGAAGCCGGAGGAGGAGAGAGCACCAAAGGCUACACUGCCGAACAAGUAGCGGCCGUGAAAAGGGUCAAGCAAUGUAAAGAUUACUACGAGAUCCUGGGGGUGAGCAGAGGGGCCUCAGAUGAGGACCUGAAGAAGGCCUACCGCAGACUGGCCCUCAAGUUCCACCCUGACAAGAACCGUGCGCCUGGCGCCACUGAAGCUUUCAAAGCCAUUGGCACAGCAUACGCAGUACUUAGCAACCCAGAGAAAAGGAAGCAGUAUGACCAGUUCGGCGAUGACAAGAGCCAGGCAGCCCGGCACGGCCAUGGGCACGGGGACUUCCACCGCGGCUUUGAAGCUGACAUCUCCCCUGAAGACCUCUUCAACAUGUUCUUUGGAGGUGGCUUCCCAUCUAGUAACGUCCAUGUCUAUAGCAACGGCCGCAUGCGCUACACGUACCAUCAAAGGCAGGACCGCAGGGAGAACCAGGGUGAUGGUGGGCUGGGGGUGUUUGUCCAGCUGAUGCCCAUCCUCAUCCUGAUCCUCGUGUCAGCUCUCAGCCAGCUCAUGGUUUCCAGUCCACCCUACAGCCUCAGCCUGAGACCGUCGGUGGGCCACGUCCACAGGCGAGUCACUGACCACCUGAACGUCGUUUACUACGUGGCAGACACGUUCUCUGAGGAGUACACAGGCUCCAGCCUCAAAAUGGUUGAACGGAAUGUGGAAGACGAUUAUAUUGCCAAUCUCCGAAACAACUGUUGGAAGGAGAAGCAGCAAAAGGAAGGCUUGCUGUACCGGGCCCGCUACUUUGGCGACGCAGACAUGUACCACAAAGCACAGAAGAUGGGCACCCCGAGCUGUAACCGACUGUCAGAGGUGCAGGCCUCCCUGCAUGGAUAGUCCUGGGCCCGCCUGCCACCGAGGUCCAAACUAUGAAAUCCCUGGAGAAUUUGUGGUGACAUGCACUGAGCCAAGGUGACGAACUGUAUAUUUAAGGAAAGACAAAAAAAGAAAAAAAAUUAAAAUGGAAUUGGAGGCCGGACGCUGCACAACUGCCCUCUCUCUCACCCAGUAACUGCAGAAAGCUGUUAGGACAGACAGGAAAACCUGACAUGGGGCUGCUUCCCUUCCUCCCAGGGCUGGCAGAAGCUCAGGCUUCUCAUCGGCUCUCUCCUAGGAUACAGAAACCAUGACAACGAAAGUAGAAUGUAAAACUUGCAGCAAAUGUCUGUAGGAAGGGCUGGGGAGGGGGCACCCAACUGCCUUUCUUCCCCCCUCCCAGGAGCUACCACCAGUCACCUCAGUGGAGGUAAUCAGAGGUGUUGGCCAAGGAUAGAGAGGAGGAGGAAAGAGAACUCUGUAGAAUGUAAUUUAUAGAUGCGUGUAUAUGUAUGUAUCUAUUUAUAUGUAAAUAACACAUAUAAAGAUAUAGAGAUAUAUAGAGAUAUAGUCUACUUUUUAAACUAUGCAGGGAUUUGGUUGUUGAGUUGAUUUCUUCCCUGUUUUAGAAAACAAAGCCUGUUUGGGGAAGGCAGCCUGGUCCUUCAAAGGCUAGACAUUAGCCGUAGCUGACAGCAUGAGGAAAGUUGGGCCACAGCUUGUAACGUUCCCCUCAAGCCCAGCCUGCUUUUGAUGGCAGCAGUAAUCAUGAUAGCAUAAAUCUACAGAGAACUUGGAAGGUUGCCAGCUGUAUGGUUAAACUGGAGGGGAGCAGGCUGCAGGGGAAGAAAGGACUCCUGGGGCCAGAUGCCAGGUCAGUAUUGAGUCAUGGUAGAGGCCCCAGAUGGCCUGUGGGGAUGAGACCACCCACCGCAAGUUUGGCCAGCUCAGGUGGGCGUUUUGUUUUGUCCUGGUGCCCGUGACCCCCCUGCCCCCACUGCCACUGAGAGCAGCAGUGUUGGAGAGGGGAGCCAGAUUCUGCCUGACCACCUCCCCGCUUAGUCCCUAUGUGAGUUUUGCCUUAUAGGUGCCCCAGGGCACAGCCCCAUUGUUGCUACUGGUUUUUCCUAAGCCAUGUACCAAGGACUCCAGAAGGCUUUUCCUCCCAGAGUCAACCACGUGGGGCCCGGGACGCUGGGGCAGAAGCCGACUCCUGAAGAAAGUCCAUGACCGUGGGCGCCUCUGUCUCUACCCUCCGUGGACAUGAUGCCACCCGGCCUUCUCUUGCACGUUGGAUAAAGGAUGCACCUGAACCAGAAGGGUUUUCUUAUGGUCACCCUCAAAUGAGGAUUUUUCUCCAAACAGCAGUUGCUGCCAGGGCAAGGGAGGGAGGUUUUAUUUAUUCCCACAGUUUAUACUGGGCCUUUUGGAAUUACCGUUUUUUCCAAAUUUUCCUCUGGUGGUGGGUGUGUCAUUGAGCCUGCCAUCCUCCAAAGCCUUACUACCCCAAGCUGCCAGCCAGGAGGGGAUCACUACCCUCCCAGAGCUUUUCUUCGCUCUUUUUAUAAAAGUCCCCCAACAAAUAGGAUUCUUGCUGGGAAAAGGAGCUUGGUUGAGGAGAAAUGUCAAAUACGGUUUUUAAACAAGGUCCUGCCCUGUGAUGAAGCGCCCUUCCCCGCCCGGCCCCCCCUCUCCCCCCCCCCCCCCCCGCCCAAAGAGAUGCUCAGAACUGGAUGUGGGUGAGAGCGCCCUGCCUGUGGUGGCCCUGGUGCUCGGCUCCCACCACCCCAACCCUCUGGUCUCAGUAGAUGUCCCUAGACGGGCUGAGCCAUGUGCAAUAAGAACAUAGAUCCUAAUGGAUCCACUGAGAAGCUGUAUUUCUUGAAAUAGAAUUCUGAAAUUGUAUAUCUAUAAAUAUGUUUAUUAUGUGA
This is a messenger RNA of Globicephala melas (long-finned pilot whale), 3120 nucleotides long. RefSeq names its product DnaJ heat shock protein family (Hsp40) member B12 (gene DNAJB12). Gene Ontology annotation, biological process: cellular response to misfolded protein. NCBI's taxonomy places the organism in Eukaryota, Metazoa, Chordata, Mammalia, Artiodactyla, Delphinidae. The record is from RefSeq and is a predicted model, not a curated record. Gene Ontology annotation, cellular component: endoplasmic reticulum membrane. Gene Ontology annotation, molecular function: Hsp70 protein binding.